AUCAUCUUCCCCGUCCCAAACCCCGAGCCUCUUAUAUCAGCAACCUACCCUCUCUCAUCGACGCUUGUACGAUCCACCGACGAAAACACUGCCAUCAGCUCUGAGAUGGGUAAGAAUAAUGCCAAAAAGACGCAAACAACGUUGCGCUCACAGAGAACACGGUCAAGCAAGGGCCGGCUCCUCAGUGACCCAGCGCACUCGACCGCCUUGCUUACCGACCAACUUCGCUCUCUUGGUCUCUAUGCCGCCAACACUAUCGGCGACGGCAAUUGUCUUUUCCGCGCGUUGUCUGACCAGCUCUAUGGGACGGCUUCACGCCAUACCCAGCUUCGCAAGGACGUUUGUGAUUGGAUAGCACGUCACAAGACACGGUACGAGCCAUUUGUUGAAGAUGACAGGGGUAUCGAGACGCAUUUGGGAUGCAUGCGCCAGAAUGCCACCUAUGGAGGGCAUCUGGAACUCUCUGCCUUUGCGCACCUGACCCGUCGCAAUGUGAAGGUCAUCCAACCUGGUCUCGUUUAUGUCAUUGAAUGGGCUGGCGGCGGAGGUCCGGCAUCACCCACUUCCUCGUCACCUUCAUCCUCGCCGACGCGCGCAAGUGGCAAAACCGACUUCGAGCUUAGUUCAGACCUACCGUUGACUGACAGCACAAUCUAUGUCGCUUAUCACGAUUGGGAGCAUUUUUCCUCGGUCAGGAAUUUGCGUGGGCCUCACACAGGCCUCCCUGCUGUACAGGAGACAGCACCAUAUCCAUACCCUUCAUCUCCUUCCCCAUCAUCUCAGGAAUUGUCCAGCAAGCAGCAGUCUAAAGCCGAUCUUAAAGAGCGUAAGCGUCUGGAGAAGGAGAUGAAAGAGCGGGCUAGGCAGGAAAAGCGGAACGCCCAUCCAGACGAGAACUCCCCACCUACUAGUAUCGUGCUUCCGAAAGUGCGCUUGAAACUGUCAACCGCAUCACCUAGCACAACGCCCGUGACACUCCCAAAUUCCGCUGCUACGUCUUCGUCCUCUCUAUCCGCGCCGCCCUCGACCCCUGAGCCCAUGAAACUGCCGACUCGUGCAACCGCUCUGCUUAAUGGUCGCAUCCAACACAGUCCCAAGCGAAGCUUAGAGGAGGUUGAUCAUAGCGCAUCAGAUGGAGCUGCGAGUGAAGGCGAGACCUCGGGUCAGCGACACGGCAGGGAGGGUGCAAAGAGGACAAGGAGCACUUACCAUCCAAUGUCACGUGAUGAAGAUGCUGAUGCCGAUGGAGACAUAGAGAUGGAUCUGGAUGCCAACUCCGCAUCGGACGACAAUAACGACUCUGACUCUGACGAAGAUGCCGAGGGCGAACCAGACCCAGAUGUCGAUACUUCGUCACAAUACCCACCCACGAACAGUACAACAAGUAGUGGAACACCGCUUUCGCUUUCCUUGUCUCCGCCAGCCCUUUCUUCGUCUUCAAGCCUCUCGAGCUUAUCGAGCAUCAGCCCCAGUCCGCCUCCUGAGCCCCUCCCUAUUGUCAAACCCAAACCCAUGACUCGUAGACAGAGAAAAGCGCUCGGCCUUCCGAAGGCGAAGCUGUCUAUGACGACGCGUUCGGCAAGCAAACUUGCUGCUGGGAAAGUUAUGAUACCGAGCACCGGGGAUAACGGUGAGUGGCAGAGCAACGGCACGGGAAGGCUAGAUGUGAGAGGGUUUCGAGAGCUGCGGAUAUAA
Molecule: messenger RNA, 1695 nt
Organism: Mycena indigotica
Lineage: Eukaryota; Fungi; Basidiomycota; Agaricomycetes; Agaricales; Mycenaceae
Product: OTU domain-containing protein
Exons: 5
Coding region: 106-1695 (529 amino acids)
Biological process (GO): protein deubiquitination
Molecular function (GO): cysteine-type deubiquitinase activity
Source: RefSeq, a predicted model, not a curated record